This is a messenger RNA of Penaeus monodon (black tiger shrimp), 2816 nucleotides long. RefSeq lists its product as uncharacterized. Lineage: Eukaryota; Metazoa; Arthropoda; Malacostraca; Decapoda; Penaeidae. The record is from RefSeq and is a predicted model, not a curated record.
CCCAGGACUCAGCAUGCCAUGACGCCGCGCUGCCUUCUGUGCCUCCUCGCCGCCCUGCUCGAGGCAACCACUUCCUCCAGCGCCUUCGGCAGGCUCUCUAACAACCCGCCCAUCGUGUACGAUUCACCGCCCACCUUUGCCCGCACAAGGCCUGGCUGCUGCUGCCGACGAUGACGGGGCCUCCGCCUCUCCCUCGAACCUUCUUGACCUCCUCAAAAUGGCCUCCAGCAUUCACCGCGGUGAGGACCUCCUCCAGAGUCUCCCGUCCUUGGAGCCCACCGGAAGUGCCCUUUCCUUCGGCCUCAGCCAGACCUUGGGGCCUUUUGGCGGUGCUAACAGGCUGGGUUUGGCGGGUGACAGGAUCCCCCCCACGUCUAGCCUCACAGGAACCCGGGAGCUUCUGAGGAACCUUCUUCGGGAACCCGAUUCAACCCGCAACAGGAGACCCUCUGAGCAACAGAGCCACAUGCCCUGGGCUGACCUCACUCGGCUUCCCUCUCCUUCCGUCGACGGCAGGCUGGCUUCCGUGGGCAUUCAGCCCCCCCUCCUCGUUCACCGCCCCUCGUCUGCCGUGGAUCCUCCUUCCCACUUUCGAGGCGGCUUCCAGCAGCAACCUGACCACAAAGACCUCCAACAAGGGAAUCACAAUCCUUCUCUUCCCGCGGCCAUUGAGGGAGGACAUGGCAGGCACCGAGGUCGCCCUCCCCAACAGGGAUCACACACCCAGGAACUCAGCCGCCACAAAACCAGCAGUCACGAUAUGUCAUCCUUCGUGUCUUCGCAGCUUUUACCUACCUCACACCCUCCUCUUUCGCUCCCGCCCCAACAUAAUGUCGGCUCCGUGUUCCCGCAGUAUCCCUCUUUUACUGAGAAGGCCCAGAGCUCCAGCAGGAACCAGGCCACAGGGUUGAUUAGAAACGAAUCUCUACCAAACAUUCACCCUGACUCCGUUCCCCGCAAGGACGCCUCUCAGAGCGAGCAGCGGCUUGAUCGUAUCGCCGCCUCUUCCAGCGGGGGCGCGAAGGAACCGGUACUGCCUCUCCGUCCACCUAUAAUGUACAGAUACGACCCUUCUGACAGAGGGCGUGAUCGAGACUCAUUUUUCAUCAACACCGACGAUACGAUAUCAAGAAAAAAAAAUUCCACGACACUUACCACUGAAACAAGGGAUUUUGACGAUACAACGACUCCAAAUAUUCUCGCCCAUGAUGUUCCGUUAGAUACUGCAUUCGCCUCCACACCCGGAGGAUCUCCUGAUGGCAUGCCAACCGAAUAUUCCAAUGAUCUUCCCACCAGUAAGAUACAGCCUAUCAUUCUUACGAACACGAAGCCCGCCAGUGCUCCUUUAGGGACUAGAUAUCCUGACAUAGUUUCUUCUUCGAAUAAGGAUUUCCCUUUUAGAAACAGAACACACGAAGUGCAUGCUUCCAGCAACGCGACCACAGAGUCUCACAUUACCAAGUCUGGACCUGCAAACUUCCUUUCUAGCAUGGCCACAAAGGCAAGGCCGCCCGACGCCGCCACAGGCAUAGACCAGCCUCAAGCGAGUGCCAGAGAAGAUUCCUCACAGGGAGAGAGAGAGGCUACAUCUGGAGACGUCGAUUUUAUCAUCGACGGGGCCGCGGAACCACCGACUCCAAGAGCCUUAGUCCACAUUGAUUCCUACGACGCUGAGUGGACCGAGUUUCCUCUCACAGAAACUGUUUCUCCUCGCCAUGCAGUACGACCGUUUGAAAAUGGGAGAGAUUCUUCUGGAUUCACUCCUUCCAUCGCUACCUUGGCGAAGCAGGCCUCUCAUCCCGCAUCGCAGAGUUUUGUCGAUAUGGCCGACAUUCAAACAUCGAUUUAUCCUUCAAACGCCGCCAGUACCUCGGGACAGCAGUUGAAAGGCUUUCCUCCAAAAGUCGACGACAAGCUACAAGCUAAUGCUUACUGGACGCACCUCGACGCCCCUUGGGUGUCGACUCUCCGAGGACACUUUGCAUCCAACGUCACGAAAUCGAGCCGCGAAAGAGAGAAAGAAUUACUUAUCCUACCGCCCAGCGCUUUCCAGCCUCCGGACUAUAGCAGUUCCGACGAAGUUCCCAACAUCAAGGGACGCAUCAGCGACGUCGACGCUUACAGAAACCCUUUCAGGGCUUCAGUCAAAGAUGGCCGAAGGCUCGACGGCUCAUGGCCUUUGGGCGUCCUUACAAGCGCCACGAGGAGGUACACAGGCGACGACGAGCGAGGUGUGGAUGGCGGUCCAGCAGAAUCCUCCGACACCCUACCUGUCGGCGACAUCUACGGCAGCAGCAAGAAAGGAAAUCUCAUCGAACUUCCUGACGAGUCGACGCAAAACAAAAGCGGCGUACUUAGCUGGUGGUACAAGACCUAUAACCACUCUUUCUAACCAAUAUCUCCUUGGUCUUUACAUGCGAAUUUGAUCUACUCACUGACUGCCUUCACCUGCUGCAGUUGUCGCGAGGGAUAAGCAACGGGAAGCACCCGCAGCGACUUGCUACCCCAUUCACCGUCUUAACAAGCUGAUCUGAAAGCAGUCGAUGAUCUUGCUAAAUAUACAUUUUCCGUCCGAAACAAAACCUCUGUUGUUCCCGAGUUCAACUGAGCCUCAGAAUCACGUGGCGGGGAUUAGCUCGCGGUCGGAGUGUUUCCUCAACUGCGUCUCUAUCAUCGCGCGUCGGCAGAUUGAUAAUCGCAGUCGGAUAAAGCCUCUUUGUUCCCGAAUUUUCACUUGUUGGACAUUGGGGAACAGAGGUCUCGUGUGUGUACGCACACAUUUAUGCAUGUAUAUGGAUAUACAUACAUACAUACAU